Molecule: messenger RNA, 192 nt
Organism: Acaulospora colombiana
Lineage: Eukaryota; Fungi; Glomeromycota; Glomeromycetes; Diversisporales; Acaulosporaceae
Source: the annotation of a GenBank genome assembly
AUGAUUAUCCAAGAAGCCGCAGAUCACAUUCACGAGAUCAAAGUAAUCAACGGUCAUAUUCGCGGAAUGAUUAUCCAAGUAAUCGAUGAUUACAUUCGCGGGGUCAUCAAAGUCGUUGUCAUCGACAUAGGCGAAAUGGGUCUCAACAUAGAUGAAAUUCAGAUCACGAAGAAUCUUAAUAUGGUCGUAGAA